AUUUUAAUCUGAUGAAUGCAAAUUCAUGAAUUUUAUAGUGUGGUUAAUUUUCAUCAAAUUGUGAAAAUUCUUGUCAGAAAACUCGAAAUCAAUACCUCCACUGCGAGCGCAUUAAAUUCCAUCUUUCAGCAAUGGGGAAUCCAAGCUAAUCAAAACCAAUGGAAUAUAAGCGGAGAGCUAUGCAGUGGAGCAGCACUCGGUUCAUCACCCGCUAUCGAAAUCCCGGAAUACAACCCUUUUAUCAAAUGCAAUUGCUCUGCCAAUAAUGGCACCACUUGCCACAUUACUGCGCUGAAAGUUUAUGAAAGAGAUGUUGUGGGUGUAAUUCCAGAUGAACUGUGGACUUUGACUUUCCUCACCAAUUUGAAUUUGCGUCGGAAUUACUUGACUGGUAACCUCUCUCCAUCCAUUGGCAAUUUAACUCGCAUGCAAUACCUGAGCGUUGGCAUUAACUCCCUGUCGGGUGAACUUCCUAAGGAACUUGGAUUGCUCACUGAUUUACGAUCACUUGUUUUUGGAUCAAACAACUUCUCUGGUCCUCUGCCAUCUGAGCUUGGGAAUUGUUCGAGGCUAGAAGAAAUUUAUUUUGGUAGCUCUGGACUUAGUGGUGAAAUUCCUCCUACAUUUGCUAACCUACGAAACAUGGUUACUGUGUGGGCACCAGACAAUGAACUUACAGGCAGGAUACUUGACUUCAUAGGGAAUUGGUCAAAGCUUGCGUCCCUAACGUUUCAAGGGAACUCCUUUGAAGGUCCUAUUCCAUCAGCAUUAUCCAACCUAACUUCUUUGAAAGAGCUGAGAAUAAGUGAUUUAUCAAAUGGAAGCUCUUCACUGGCAUUUCUUAAGGAUAUGAAAUCUCUAACUGUCUUGGUGCUAAGGAAUGAUAAUAUAUCUGAUUCAAUUCCAUCCAGUAUUGGAGAAUACCAGGAUUUGACACAUUUAGAUUGGAGCUUCAACAAUAUAAUUGGAAGGAUACCGGAUUCACUUUUCAAUUUGAGCCGGCUCUCUUUCUUGUUUCUUGGAAAUAACAAGUUAGAAGGUCCCCUUCCUGCACAAAAAGUUUCAUCGCUCCGAAAUGUUGAUGUUUCAUACAAUAAUUUAUCAGGGAGCCUUCCUUCCUGGGUUAAUAAUCGAAGAUUACAACGUGUAAGCUUCUUAGUUCCUCUGUUAAAUUUACAAGUUAAUUUAGUUGCAAACAACUUCACAAUAGAUCUUUCAAAUAGCGGUGGUUUGCCAUCAGGUCUGAAAUGUCUUCAAUGUAACUUUCCUUGCAAUAGGGAACCUCCAAUCUAUUCUCAGUUUGCAAUAAAGAGUGGUGGUCCACCGAUCACGUCUUCCGAUGGAAUCUUGUAUGAGGGGGAAAAUGAGACUCUUGGUGCUGCAACAUCUUAUGUUACUGGUACAAACCGAUGGGGUGUCAGUAAUGUUGGAUAUUUUACCGGAACCAAAAAUCCUCAGUAUACUGCUUCCUCAUCAUCGCAAUCCACAAAUACUUUGGACCCUGAGUUAUUCCAAACGGCAAGGGUUUCUGCUUCGUCACUAAGAUACUAUGGUUUGGGGCUUGAGAAUGGCAAUUACACUAUCAACCUUCAGUUUGCAGAAAUAGUAAUUGAGGAUGGUAACACAUGGAGGAGUCUUGGGCGGCGUGUUUUUGAUGUUUAUGUCCAGGGCAAUCGUGUGCUAAAGGAUUUUGACAUAAGAAAGGAGGCAGGUGGAGUCUCUAAACGAGCUGUAGAAAGGAGCUACAAGGCUCAGGUGUCUGAAAAUUACCUUGACAUCCAUUUAUUUUGGGCGGGGAAAGGGACUUGCUGCAUUCCUUCUCCGGGUACAUAUGGACCUUCUAUUUCAGCAAUCAUUGCUACCCCAGAUUUCAUACCAACUGUUAGUAACAAGCCUCCAACUAGUAAAAAGGAUAGGACUGGUCUUAUUGUGGGAAUUGUUGUUGGCAUUGGAGUAGCAAGCUUUCUUCUUGUCUCUCUGGUUUUCUUUGUCAUUCAAAGAAGAAAAAGGCAAAGCACUUAUGAUGAUGAAGAGCUCCUAGGUAUAGGUGCUAGGCCAUACACUUUCAGUUACACUGAACUGAAGACAGCUACAGAAGACUUCAGCCCUGCCAAUAAGCUUGGAGAGGGAGGAUUUGGACCUGUGUAUAAGGGAGUACUUAAUGAUGGGAGAGUGAUUGCUGUGAAGCAACUUUCUGUGGCAUCCCACCAAGGAAAGAGCCAGUUUGUAACAGAGAUUGCUACUAUAUCUGCCGUGCAACACCGCAACCUUGUGAAAUUGUAUGGGUGCUGCAUUGAAGGGUAUAAUAGGCUACUUGUUUAUGAGUACCUUGAGAACAAGAGUCUUGAUCAAGCGCUAUUUGGAGAAACAAGUUUAUAUCUCAACUGGCCUACACGUUAUGAAAUAUGCUUGGGAGUAGCCAGAGGUCUAGCUUAUCUUCAUGAGGAGUCGAGGCUUCGGAUUGUGCAUAGAGAUGUGAAGGCAAGCAAUAUUCUGCUUGAUUCUGAGCUCAUCCCGUUCUGA
This is a messenger RNA of Jatropha curcas, 2523 nucleotides long. The record is from RefSeq and is a predicted model, not a curated record. NCBI's taxonomy places the organism in Eukaryota, Viridiplantae, Streptophyta, Magnoliopsida, Malpighiales, Euphorbiaceae.